Pelodiscus sinensis (Chinese soft-shelled turtle) is the source of this 2625-nucleotide messenger RNA. NCBI's taxonomy places the organism in Eukaryota, Metazoa, Chordata, Testudines, Trionychidae. The record is from RefSeq and is a predicted model, not a curated record.
CUGGAAUCCCCCUCAGGUGGCAAAGUGGGAGCUGGGUGACGUGAUGCUGUUGCAUUGGGAGCUUUUUAUUCCUGCGCAGCACUGAGGACUGUCCCGCUAUGCUGUCAACUCACCCCAUGAGAAGCAGGCCACAGAGAGGGCUUAAUUGGCCAGGCAGCCUUUAUUGCGCUGCUUCCUACAUAUAUUUUAAUAAUACAUUUCUAGCACAUAUAUAUACAUUCCUUUUUUUGUUACGAUAUGCAGCGUACCAUCACCUUUUUUUGGAAGCACUCUUUGCUUUCUUCCAGCACAGCCCCCAUCCGGCCCUGAGCACUCGCUUUUCGCCAGAUGGGAGUCUGCUCGGACACGCAGCAAUUAAAGGGGCCCCUGCGACCGCAUUUCGGCCCCGACCUCCCAGAAGAAGCACUAUCUAUCUAUCUAUCUAUCUAUCUAUCUAUCUAUCUAUCUAUCUAUCUAUCAUUCUUUGUACACAAGCUAUUCAUGCAUCGUGCAAUGAUGUUCGGGACCAGCAGGUUUCCAUGUGAUACAUAUUAUGAUAGCAGUUUGUUGGCGGUAAUCAGUGUGUCAGACGUAAAGUGUGUUGUAGUGUGGUGAGCCCUCUGCUAGUUGGCAUCGAGGGGUUCCCAGGAUCACAGUCACCUAACAAGACAACCCAGAAUAAAAUUCUUCUGUUUUUGCAGAGUAUUCAGACAUCCAGUAUUGCCAGCUUACUGCUAUUCAUUAAUGUCUGGAUGGUUGCAAAUAUGGUGACUGCAGGUGUCAGCCAGUGGGACGAAACCAUCUGUGACAUGGCUGUCUGCCAACACCCACAGUGCUGGGACACUAUAAGGAGGAUUGAACAGGGACAGCCUCGGAUCCGUUUAAGAAACUUUGACACACUCUGCAGGGUUUCUUCUUCAGAAAGCAAAGAUGAGUUACCAUCACUGAAGAUUGUAAACUUUCCCAGCAAUUGUUCUCCCCAAGAAAGGAUCAGAUGUUCCAAUUGUAACAGAACUAUUUCCUCCUUGGCUGCACUUGAGACCUCUUUUUCUCCUUCUCUGUAUGAAACUUCAGUCUAUGAUUUCUUUGAAAGAAAUUCUGAAGUCAGUUUAGAAAGAACUCAUUUCCCAGGACUGAACUCAGUGGCAGAGUCACGCGUGAUGCCACAGAGGGAGAUGAGCUUCACCUAUUUGAAUAAAGUUGGAAAUCUCCAAGUGAUCGAGCUCAGUGAGGCUGCUGCUCCCAAGCAGGACUAUUAUCCAGACAGUGGAAAUUUGAUUGUUAAAUGGAUCCCAAAUAUACACAAAAAAUCUCAGAGGCCUGAGGUGGAAGCAGUAACCAAACUAAAGCCUUUAAGAAGAGUAUGUGUUAAAGACCUUGUCUCUGAAAAUCUUUCUUCCCUCAAAGAACUGCAUAGAAAAGGAACGGAUCAUGACAUUGUGAGCUUCUUGAAGAAGAGAAAGAAAUCCAAGAAGGUCCCUUCGGGAGGCCAGCCCUAUCAUCUACGUAUAAACAAGAGCCAGAAAAUUAACUGGGUGACCAAAAAAAUAAAAUCAGUCCCAAGCCACGGAAGUGACAGUUCUGUAGCCAAAGAAGGGACAAUAAAGGAUAGUCAGAUAAAAAAGAGGCAUUCUUCCCCCCGACAGCUACAGACUGCUACAAUAGUGGAGUUGCAAAAUCGGGAUACCCUGCAGCUGGGAAACCGAAGAGUGGAUGUGUCUGAAGCUACAGCAAAGCAUCCUUUGCUUGUGCAGAAGAUUCCAGUCCUGAGUUUGAACGAACAAGGCCUGGAAAGAAUCAGUAACAGACCUUAUCUGAGGAAACCAUGUGAAGGCUCCUUAGGUGCGAGGGGCCCCGAGAGCAAAUCAGAACUGCAACCUGGCUAUGCAGCAGCAAGGCUGCUUGUACUCACCACCCAGUCGCUGGAGUCCUGCACACUAGAUGGCACAGAGAAAGCCACGUCAAGCAAAAGGCAACUGUCACAAAAACCACCCCUUCCGUCUGCAGAGCCGGAGUUGCAGGGAUGGGAAGGCCCGAGGAAGCAACAAGUGGGACUUGGGAAGAGAAGGUCUUCGGGGAUGUACGUGCCGUACAAGAGCACCCUGGUUCUUGAAGGUGUUGGAGAGAACGGGCCCUUGCUGCCCAGGCCAGAAUCCCGGUAUGGAAUGUACUGCAAGCAGCUAGCAAGCAGAAAGGAAGCAGCACAGGCACUGGGCUAUCUUCAGGGCAGGAGCAGCUGGCUGCAGUCAAGCCCAGCUGCUCUGACACUGGACAGUGAUAAAUAUGAAGAUGACUCUUACCCUAACCCUCCUCCCCCUCCCCCUUCUCCUUCCCCACUGAGGGAGUAUAGCAAGCUUUUCCCAGGCAGUGGGGGGCCGUUCCUCAGGGAGGACAGCCUUCUGAGCGCCUCCAGUGAGUGCUUAACCCUUCAGUAGCCAAAUGACCCUGCAGUGGGCGGUGAUUGUGCAGGAUGGGGCACGGUACAGUUGAUUCCAGGUGCUCUCCAGGAGGGCCUGCUGUUCCCAUCAGCAGCUGAGCCAAGAGACCGAGGCGGGUGAGCGAAGUAACCUGCCUGCUCCAGAGACAGGUUGAAUGCUCUGUGCUUGUAAUUAAAACCACGGCUUUCCAUCCUCCUGCCUGGGUGUC